CAAGUUCUGCUUUUAUUUUUCAGCCUCUAGGAGUGGGAUCAACCCAUGGACUUCCUCUUUCUGGCUAAUCUCACCUGACCUGGUUCCUUCAAGCUCCUCCUAGGAGUCCGUCUGCAGCGCUGCACGUCUGCAGCGGAAACCGUCAUUCUCCUGGCACAGCCUCGUCCUCUUUUACGCUUGUUCAUUUCAGGAAGCCAAUACCACCCACCUGGUUGCUUCAUCCCAUUAUAAGCUAGUUAGCUGAAAAGAAUCUGUCAACUUCCAAAGCCAGACAAGAUGCCUUCUUCAGUUGCACCAGAUCAAGGAGAAGAUUUGGAGCCCUCGGCUUUACGAUUUUCGGACCUAGAUUUAAAAGAUUCAAGACGCAUCAACCCCACGAGCCGUCUCAAAGCAGAGUUAGAUGUCAGUACAAAGAAGAAAUUCUCAUUUGCAAAAAAAAAGGCCUUUGCCCUUUUUGUCAAGACCAAAGAAUUCACAGAAGCGCCUUUGCAGUGUAAAGAGAAAAGGUGGAAGUGCUGUCAGCAACUAUUCAGGGACCAGACAGGCAUCCAUAGACAUGUGGCAGCACGACACGCCGAUGAGGUUUGCCACCACACGGCUUGUAUUUUAAAGCAGCUGUCUGUGAGCACCUUGGACAGUCUUAAGUCUGCAGAUGAACGGAACCCUUUAAAAGAGCCCCUUACUCACGACCGUGACGUGUCUGCCUGGCUCCCUGACAUAAGCUGUUUUAACCCUGACGAGUUGAAAAGCGAGCAGGGCGGCGAUGGAGGAGAGGUGCUGCUUUAUUACUGCUACUGUGACCUGGACGAUCCCAACUGGAUUUGUGCCUGGCAGACGGCUCUCUGCCAGCACCUGCACCUCACAGGCAAAGUUCGAAUUGCUACAGAAGGGAUCAAUGGGACAGUUGGUGGAAGCACACUGGCCACCAGACUGUACGUGGAAGCCAUGCUUUCCUUCCCAGUGUUUAAGGACUGUCUAUGUAAGGAUGAUUUUAAGACUAGCAAAGGAGGAGCUCACUGUUUUCCGGAGUUGCGUGUUGGUGUGUUUGAAGAAAUUGUACCCAUGGGGGUCAGUCCCAGUAAGAUCUCCUACAAGAAGCCCGGAAUCCAUUUAUCUCCAAAUGAAUUCCAUAAAGAAGUAAAGAAGUUUUUGUCUCAGACAAAGCAUGCACAAAGUGACACUAUUCUCCUGGAUUGUAGAAACUUCUACGAGAGCAGAAUAGGGCGAUUUGAGGGCUGCCUAGCUCCGGACAUCAGGAAAUUCAGUUACUUCCCUAGCUACGUUGACAAAAAUGUAGAACUCUUCAGAGAGAAGAGGGUGCUGAUGUAUUGCACUGGGGGCAUCCGUUGUGAGCGGGGUUCAGCCUACCUUAAAGCCAAGGGAGUGUGCAAGGAAGUGUUCCAGCUUAAGGGUGGCAUCCACAAGUACCUGGAAGAGUUUCCUGCUGGCUUUUACAAAGGGAAAUUGUUCGUUUUUGAUGAGCGGUAUGCCUUGUCCUACAACAGUGACAUAGUGUCAGAAUGUUCAUACUGUGGGGCCCCUUGGGACCAGUAUAAGCUCUGCUCUACGCCUCGUUGCCGCCAGCUUGUCUUGACCUGCCUUGCCUGCCAAGGACAAGGACUCACAGCCUGUUGUGUUGUAUGUCAGGACAAAGGCAGGAGGCCGGCUUCAUGCCCUACACUGAACAGCUUCAAGGAGGAGUGUGAGUGCACAGCCCGACGGCCUCGUAUUCCUGAUGAACUUUCACAGCCUACACAACUGCCCGUGAGCCCAGAACCCAGACCUGACGUUGAGGAGAACGGGCCGUGCUUACGUGAGCGUUUCCACAAGCCCUCACAAAGCUAGGCUGGAAGAGGCCACACAUAGGACACUAUCAAGGCUGCAGCAGCAGAGAAGUGGGGAACUUCAGUCCUGGCCAAGGCCACUGUCACAGAUGGUUACCUGGACUUCUGAGUGGGUACUGGCCACUUACCUGAGACAUUUUGACCCAGCAUACUAGAACACAGAAAAAGGUGAGCUCUGGGAUUUCAGAGAUGCUGUGGGAUAGUCUUGAGUCUGGUGAACAGAUCGUGCCCUCUGUACUGUGCAGUAAGCUUGUCUGUCCUAGUGGACAACUGUGUGAAAACAUUUCUGUACAUGAACUUGCUCUGAUCCACGCCACUUAGGGCAUCUGUGCCCCCCACCUUCUCUGCCAUCCUGAACAUAGGAGAUCACAAGUCUGUAGAGCAUGGCAUCUGGCCCACCUCCUGCGUUUGUAAAGAAAGUUGUACUGGGAUAGUCACGCCCAUUCCUUAUCUAAUGAUCCAUGGCAGUAUGAGUGCUUGGGACAGAGACCUUAGGGGCUGCAAAACCCAAACAGUCCCUGUCUGGCCCUUUACAGGACCAAAACACAUCAGCAAACAAAACGACACCCGGUCUAGAUUCACAGCUCUCCUGGGGGAGCAGAUGUUCUGAAGAUGUGACUCACCUUCAUCCUCUGUUGGUUUAGCCUGUGAGAGGUUCUCCCCAGCAGCCUCUGCUACCCUUGAUUGCUUUGGCUUAACAAGUAUCUCGGGAUAUGAGGUACCGAGUUGGGGACAUCCAGAGCUGUUAAUGGUGGCUGCACAGCCUUCUGGCCAACACACCAGCCACAUUUCCGUUACACAGGUCCCAAGAACACAUACACAGUCAUACAUAGACCAUUAAUAGAUUUAAUAUUAUAUUGCAGUUUCCAGUGAUGCCGAAUACAGCUGCAGUUGUGUUUCAAGGAGAAGCCGGGUGGGGCUGGCUGUCCCUGCAGCAUGGAGCCACUCCAGGGCCCAUUUGCAGCCUCAGUAGACAUUCUUCCAUAGUGGUGAGGCCCUGGCUCCAAGCUCUGCUUUACCCUGUACCCUCCAUAUGAUAAUAGUUCAGUGUACAAGACUUUCCCUCUGUCUUCAGAAGCUUCUCUGCAGCUUACUCUGUGCUGAUCAGCUCUUUGGCCUGUCUUUUUUAUCUAUAAAAUUUGCAGAAUCACUCAUGAAAACAACUCCUCAAAACAACACAAAUUCUAGUUUAACUGGCACUGUGGCAUAUUAAAAGGCACAAGGGCAUUGUGGCUUAACAUUUUUGCUGGAUCCCAAGAGACACACAUGAUAUUUAAGAGGGGUCUGGCAGAAACAACACAAUUCUAUUUUCCAAAUAAUCAUCUUGAGGUCAUUUGGACAGGAUGUCCCAGUUUUUUAGCAUCUGGAUUUUCUUACGCAUUGACAUCCAGAAACUAGUUUACAGGUGUAAAAUCAGCAGUGACUUAUCAGUGACAUGACAGCCAAAGUCUAUACACACAAACUUGAUGGAGUAUUACCUCACAUAGGGCAUUUGCUGACUGGCCAAGACAGAAAUGUAUUUUUAAGUAGUCAGCCAUAGAUUUUCAUAGCCACCAUAUAAUUGAUAAUUUGAGAAGGGGAAAAAAAUUCUGAUUGCCCUUAAAGUAUCAAUAUUUCCCAGGUGUUCAGAAAGGACACUCAGAAAUGUUUGGUGCACUUAGGAUUUGGUAAAAACAGCAUAUCUGAAACAUGAAAUUUUACUGUUGUCUCUGUCUAUUGUUUCCUUGUAUCCAGCAAAAUGAAACUGUUUGGGGAUUCCAGGUAGGGCUCUGGCUUUUCCUUUCUCCCAUGACAAUUAAAAUCAUGUUCUUGAUUCAGUGA
This is a messenger RNA of Erinaceus europaeus (western European hedgehog), 3665 nucleotides long. It is a transcript of the gene TSTD2, whose product is annotated as thiosulfate sulfurtransferase like domain containing 2. The coding region runs from base 277 to 1845 and encodes 522 amino acids. The record is from RefSeq and is a predicted model, not a curated record. Lineage: Eukaryota; Metazoa; Chordata; Mammalia; Eulipotyphla; Erinaceidae. The transcript has 10 exons.